Capsicum annuum is the source of this 426-nucleotide messenger RNA. RefSeq lists its product as uncharacterized. The record is from RefSeq and is a predicted model, not a curated record. Lineage: Eukaryota; Viridiplantae; Streptophyta; Magnoliopsida; Solanales; Solanaceae. The transcript has a single exon. Bases 1 to 426 code for a protein of 141 amino acids.
AUGGAACUAUUUGAGGCAUUGUAUGGGAAGAGGUGUAGAUCAUCUAUUGGUUGGUUUAAAGUAGGUGAAUCUACUGUGGUUGGACCUGAUGUAGUGUUUGAGGGUAUGGAGAAAGUGCGGUUGAUUAGAGAAAGUUUGAAAAUAGCUCAGAGUAGUCAGAAUUCAUAUGAAGAUAUGAGAAGAAGAGAGCUUGAGUUUGAAGUUAAUGAUUGGGUAUAUCUUAAAGUUUUACCCAUGAAAAGGGUAGAAAGGUUUGGCAAUAAAGGGAAGCUUAGUCCCCAGUAUGUGGAUCCCUAUAUAAUCCUAAGUCGUGUGGGGAGAGUAGCCUAUGAGUUGGAGUUACCCUCAGGGUUAUCAGCUGUGCAUCCUAUCUUUCAUGUAUCCACGCUUAAGAAGCGCAUUAGUGAUUCUUUCAGAGAACCCUAA